Crotalus tigris (Tiger rattlesnake) is the source of this 3781-nucleotide messenger RNA. RefSeq names its product basic salivary proline-rich protein 1-like. The transcript has 2 exons. NCBI's taxonomy places the organism in Eukaryota, Metazoa, Chordata, Lepidosauria, Squamata, Viperidae. Bases 140 to 1321 code for a protein of 393 amino acids. The record is from RefSeq and is a predicted model, not a curated record.
GCUGCUCGUGGGGUCUGUGGUCCUCUGGACGGGGCUGCCGGCCGCACCCCCCCGAAGGACUCCUGGACAGCCCCCUCUGUCCCCCAGCGGUGCCCCUGGGGAAGCCCCCCAGGACAGGGUCUCGCAGGAGGAGGAAGCAAUGCUGGCAUGCAUGAUGGCCCCAGAGCCUGAGGUGGGGCAGAAGAGUCCUUGGCCCCAGGGGAAGGAAAGCCGUGAGGACGGGGAGAUGGUGGCUGAAGAGCCCCAGUCGGGCAAGGAAGGUGGCCUUCCCCCUGGGGCAGCAGGUCCAGCCCCCCCUGGAAAGCUCAUCCCUAAAACGUAUCCACCGCCGGAAAGACCACCUGCAAAUAACCUGGAAGUUCAAUCUUCUGGAAGGCCCGGAGCAGCUGAGAAGCCCCAAGAGCCAUCUGAGAGGGACCCCUCUCCGGACACUGGGCCCCAGCGGGGAGGGGGCCCUGUCUCCAGGGAGAAGCGCUUGCCUGGUGGGAACAUGCCCUGGAAGGAGAAGUCCGGCGGCCUCGGCAGACCCAAGUCGGCUUCCACGCCAGUGUUGCCCAAUCUGGGAACCUGGAACCCGGUCUGGGAUCCCAAUAAUGAGGCCACCUCUGGUGGGAAGCUAAACGCUAGCGAAAAGCCCACUUCUAGCACCCCAGGUGACAAACCCACAUCUGGGACGGGGGAGCCCAUCUCAAAUGAAAGGCCGGAUCCCGGUUCUGGACACUCCAUCCAGGACAAGCCGAAACCAGCUUCAGCUGCUGGGCCUCUGACUCACGAGGGCCCCCUACCUGAAGGGAAGCCAGCUUCUAACUGUGGCCCCAAGGGCCCUGGCAGACCCCUGGCUGGUGAAAAGCUCACAUCUGGAGAGAAGCCGUCUUCCCACCUGGGACACGAAAAACACCCGUCUGCCGACGAGUCAACUGCCUCCGACAAGCCAGAACCUGGGGGGAAACCCGAAGCCGAGAAGGAGUCCAAACCUGAAAAAGAAGCUGAGGAGAGGAACGAAACUGAGGAGGAGGACCUUUUUGAUGAUGAUGAUGAUGAACAGGAGGAGGGGGAGAAAGGAAAAGAGAAGGAAGAAGGCGCCGCAGAAAGAAACGAAGAUGGCGAUGCCGCCUUUGACAAGGAGCUGGAUUAUGGAUUAAACAAAUCCCCCUUUGACGCCUAUUCGUACCACGAUGCCUGGAGCGACGAGGGGGCGGGAGGGGCCGAUGUUGGCUUGAGGGGAGAAACGGCAGCUCUUCCUGAGGCUGGAGAGGCCAACAAUGACGGGAAACCGAUCUUCGAUGCCUGGGGAGACCUUGUGGGAGGGUCGAGGCCCUAACGGCAGGCCAAGAAGUGCUCGGAAGGGGAUGGAAGAAAGGAAGGUGGACCUGAAGCACAGUUUUGGCAGCCUGGAGCUUUAAUUUUUAAAUAAAUGAAAAUUUGUAAUUUCAAUUUAAUAGGAGGCCAGGACAGUCCCUAAUCUGUGUCCUAUCCUGCUGCUUCCAGACUCUGAGUACACAGAGCCCUCGACUUACGACCACAAUUGAGCCCAAAAUUUUCUGUAGCUGAGACAGCUGUUAAGCGAGUUUUGCCCCAUUUUACGACCUUUCUUCCCAUUCAGUUGCUAAGUGAAUCACUGCAGUUGUUAAGUGAGUAGCACGGUCAUUAAGCGAACUAGGCUUCUCCAUUGACUUUGCCGGUUAGAAGGUCGCAAAAGAGGACCACGUGAUUCUGGAACACUCUGGGACCGUCAUAAAUAGGAGUCAGUUGCCAAAUGUCUUUUUGAUCACAUUACCCUGGUCACAUCCCUUUUUUCAACACUGUUCUCAUGUCUAACAGUCACUAAACAAACUCUGGUAAGUCGAGGACUACUUGUACUGUCUACUACUGAUGUACUAUAGAUAUAUUAUCUUCUUGUGCCAUAUCCGUUAUCGGACGUUGGCGAUCAUGUUGGCGAUCCUGUUUUUAUCAGCUGCCACACGAACAAGUGCUGCUGAGUUUUGUCCCAACCGGUCCCUUAGAUUUUGAAGCCACGAUGUUCUUCUUCUGCCUGGGCCUCGUUGUCCUUCCAUCUUUCCCUGGAGGGUUAAAUGGAGUAGGCUGUAUUUUUCUGGGUGUCUAUAGAUAUACAAUAGAUAUCUAAUACUGAUACACUAUGGAUAUGUGCUUUGGAAAAAAAAGACUCCUUUGUGUGUUGGGGCAGAUAUUGCACACCUAAAAUCCUUGGUACAUUUUGCGGGUUCCUACCCUUCAGCCACUAGGCCUGGAUGUCCACUCUUGGCAACUUUAAGGCUUCUGGACUACAACUCCCAGAAUUCCCCAGCCAGCUAUGUUGGACACCACUGGCCAGACUAUGAGUGUGGCUUGAGUGAUUUGGAUGUGCCCUUUACAGCAUGAAAUUAGCCACCGUGACUUUUACUCUUUUCUCAGGAAGUUCUUGUGCUCCUCCAGAAGGUGACACAAUUGUGUGAACCAGGCUGUGUUUUGGAAAUGGGGGGGAUGGGCUUCCUAGCAAGGCUCAGCCAUCGCUUUUCAAUGGUGAUCUUCCUCACCCGCUGAGGCAAUUUCAAUGUCUAUUACAGUCUAUUAGUUUCCAGCAGGGAGACUCAUUUAGCACUUCAAACACAAAACAUGUAGUCCCGACAAACCUGAGUCUUAGUAAAUAAAUAUUGGCAAAUAAAUCUGACUGAUGGAAAUGUCCUGUAACACGAAUGGUUGUCUGUGACAACUGGCCACUCCCACACCCCUCCUACUUAUGUUCCAGCCAGGGAGGGGCUGGCUAACGUCUUCAUCUUUUCCCUGAGAACCAUCUCAUUGCCUUCCAUUGCUCUCCUCUCUGCACAUACACGCAUCUGGGACGGACCCAUCUGUUCCUCACUCAGCUCAGGCCCCGAAAACGGCUGCCUCUCCACCUUAGCAUGGGCAGAUGGCCCCGGCUCCGCAUCUGGCUCUGAGUCUCCUUGCUCAUCAAAGCCUUCCAAAGGCUCUGAUGUAUUAACUCAGGUGCCUCCUCCUCCUCGGACUUGGAUGCCAACUCUGCUGGCAGCCAAUGGACCACAACACUAUACUGUUCCAAUCAGGAUUACCCAGUGCUCCCCUGUUUAUGAGCAGACACAGCCCACUAAUUUUAUUAAGCACACUACGGCCACUGAGCAAAAAGACAACAGAAUUUGUAUAAUGAGUGGGAUUUAGGCACGGCAGGCUGUUUGUAUAGUCCAGUGUAGUUUUUACAAUUUUGUGACCAAGAACGUCUGCUAACAUUGCUUGACAUGGAAAUGCAUUCAUUUUUCUCUUUUGCUUUUAGAGCUGAUUGAUGCUGGGAGGGGGGAAUGUGGAUGAGAGUUCAGUUAGUCAUAACCACAAAAAACUCAGCCGUGGGAAUUCAAGUUUACUGAGCCCAGAGUUGAUAAUGAUGGGCUGGAGAGCUGUGGAGAGAGCCCAUGUUUCAAGUUAGUUGGGGAAUGUGAUUUAUGACUGUUAGUUGGAGGAGGGAAUCGUGUUUUCCUACUUUGUGCCCAGGGAAGGGGAAUUCAGUUUUUGGCUUCAACUAUGUAGUGCCGAUAUUAUGCUUCCCGAAUAAAAGAUUCUUUAAGGUAAACAAUGCCUUGAAGUUCUUUUGAAAGUUUAAUCUGUCGGAACCAUGACAAUAUCUGCAUGAGGGACAUCGUCAAAGGCAGCCAUGACACAAGGAUUUUGUUUUUUGAGCCUGAUGUCAUCUAAGUGAAGAUGGACCCCUAUUCUCAAAGCACCUGAAGGCAGAACAAAAAGUAACAGAUGGAAACUAAUCAAGGAAAGAAGC